Messenger RNA from Megachile rotundata (alfalfa leafcutting bee), 3086 nucleotides. It is a transcript of the gene Cln3, whose product is annotated as CLN3 lysosomal/endosomal transmembrane protein, battenin. The record is from RefSeq and is a predicted model, not a curated record. NCBI's taxonomy places the organism in Eukaryota, Metazoa, Arthropoda, Insecta, Hymenoptera, Megachilidae. Gene Ontology annotation, biological process: regulation of intracellular pH; lysosome organization. Gene Ontology annotation, cellular component: lysosome; membrane.
CCAUUCUCCUUCGGCUGAACCUUGAUAAAAGGUUCCGCGAUUCGUAGAUCUAGAAAGGGCCAAGUUAGCCUAGGAACGAAAAUAAAGCCCGCGCUGGAAAAGGAAACGGCAACAGAGAAGUUUCUCGAAGCUUGGUUCGCCGCUGACUCUAAACCCGCUCGAAAAGGAGGAGCGACGGGAUAGAGAGAGACGGGAGUGCGUCAUCUUCGAGAGAAAGAGGGAAAAAGAUAGAAGUAGUGGGAAUUUCUAAACUGUGCUCGGAACGGAUUUAGAAGGCCCACGUGCUCUAUUUAGGCCCGCUAGGAGACAAAGAGGAGGGAAAAGCGAGGGGAACGGAAAGAAAGGGCCUGGGAAAGCAGGAGCAACGAAGGAACCGAAAGGACGAGUCACACGACGACAGCCGAACGGGAAACUCGAAGGGACCAAAAAAAAUAGAGAGAAAGAUAUCGCUUAUCAAGAUGGGAAAGGGCAAACCGUUGUCUCCGCCGGAGCGCCGCACGAAUGACGUGUUCGACGAGGAAUCGGUGGCUGUCAGAUCGCGAUGGCGAAAUUUGGCCGCCUUCUGGGUAUUAGGACUCUGCAACAAUUACGGAUACGUGGUGAUGCUCAGUGCCGCGCACGAUAUCCUCGAGAGCAAAUUCGGCACGACGGAACCCGUGAGUAACAGCACUAUCGAGGCAACAAACACCACAGGAAUCAGAUCGUGCAACACUCUAUCGACCGGUGCUAUAUUAUUGGCGGACAUAUUGCCAUCGUUGGCGGUGAAAAUAAUCACACCGUUCCUGCCGUUUUACGUACAUGCUCGACUGGCUACCUGUGUGUUAUUUUCCGCUGCAGGAUUCCUUGUGGUGUCGUUGAGCACUACUGAAUGGCUCGCCAUUCUGGGUGUCGUUGUAACGUCUAUCUCUUCCGGUUUGGGAGAAGUUACACUGCUGAGUUACAGUCACCAGUAUCCCAAACAAGUAAUAGCAACAUGGUCUUCCGGUACUGGAGGCGCCGGAAUAAUUGGCGCGCUAUCAUAUGCCGCUCUCACCACUUGGUUGAGCAACGAAGAUACAUUAUUGCUUAUGUUAAUCGUACCGAUCGUACAAGGAAUCACGUUCUGGUUGGUUCUGGUUCAUCCACCGCAGUCCAGCAUUCCGAUCACAAAGAACGGUAUCGACAGCCAAGAACACAUCAUUGAGGUUCCUAGGAAGAGCUUUAAAGAAAAGAUCAAUCUGGUACCGGGAUUGCUGAAGUACAUGAUUCCGCUUGGACUCGUGUAUCUCUUCGAAUAUUUCAUUAACCAAGGAUUGUACGAACUGAUCGAGUUCGAUGACAUCUGGCUAACCCACGCGGCCCAGUAUCGUUGGCUUCAGGUGGAUUAUCAGAUCGGAGUAUUUAUUUCAAGAUCAUCCGUUAAUCUCGUUACGAUUAACAAAAUCUGGAUCAUGGCUGUUUUACAGUUCAUCAACGUCAUAUUCCUGUUGUUCGAGACACUGUACUAUUACAUGCCGAGCGUUUGGAUCGUCUUUGCUUUUGUAUUAUGGGAAGGACUGUUGGGUGGCGGAGCGUAUGUGAACACGUUCUACCGAAUGUCCACCGAGAUUCCGAGGGCAGAUCGCAAAAUAUCUCUAGGAAUAGCGACAAUGGCCGACUCGAUCGGAAUCGCGCUGGCAGGAUGGUUGUCCAUGCCCGUCCACAACGCAAUCUGCAGACUGCCACAACCGACCAGGUUGGGCAGCUAGGAGACAACCGACAAAUAGUGACCGAUGAUCAUGUGGAUGACCAUAGACGCCGUGAAACAAAGUUAUUUAUUGAACCUUCGACAAGUUCUCAUGGCAACGAUAACGUUAUACGUUAACCUCGUCCAUCCGUGAUCGUUUGUCGCUUUCGUAGCGACCGCCUUUAAUACUGUGACAAUAAGCUUGGUUCCGUUCAGACAUUUGUCCGCCAUUGUUGACAAACAAGACUUUGUUUGUCGAAAUUGAUUCAGACAGAGGUUGACAGAAAGGUUUCCAGAGAUGUUCUACAAAAGAAGUUUGCAGAGGUUGAUCGCGAAUGAACAUAAGCGGAGGUGAACAACGAUGUUCCUGAACGGAAAUUCACUAGAUAUAAGUUUUGAUCGUUCUGAGAUUUAUUUGGUACAAAUAUUUAAAAGACUAGGAACAGGAUUAUCUUAACGAACGUUCGUUUCGCUGUGCGUUUGAAAACGAGCUCGAAAUUCGUGACAGACGGUGCUGUCUCGACGUUUUAUUCGCGUGUAUCGAUUUCCUCGAUCGCGAACGCGACACUCAGAGUCUCUGGCUAUGGCUACACGUUGUACAUGCGUUUUGUACGUAUUUUUAGCUGUUAGGUUCAACGUCGUGUUAACGUCGACGAUAGAACGACACCAGUAUUGUUAUCUUUUUAGUUAGCGUAACUCGAUGUUCGCCAUUUAGGUAUACGAACAAGUUUGAUUUAUUGCACACGUUUGCCACACAGGAUCACACAUACGCAUUUUUAGCCAGUCACAAGAUUUCGUACGAAUAUAGGUAAGCCAGCUCGCGCGAAGGUCUCGCAUUUUUCCCUCUUCGUACGAGGAGAGGGCAAGAAACCAGCCAAGCGAAAUAUGUGAAACAUUCCUCGCCAGAAAAUUGUUCGAACACGCAAAAGUAUUAAUUACAAAUCGCAGAAAUGGUGGGAUCAAGAAUUUUGAUGAUCGUGCGUUAUUCGAACGGUCUGACACAUUCUACGAAGGUCCAAUCUUUCAUUUUCUUUCUUUUCUAAUAAAAUAAUUCGCCUUCUUCUAAAUACAUAUUGUAUAUGUGAUAUAUCGAUAAUACUGUUUCCUAUAUUGAUUGAAAUAUAAAUAUAUAUAUAGUAUAUAUAUUUAUAUGCGAGAUAUUAUUAUUAUAUAUAUAUAAAUAUUGUUUGCUACGCCAUAAUAUAUAUUUUGUCGUUGUGGAAUUGUAACUGCGUUCAUGAAACACAUAGUUGCGUUAUUUUUUCCCAUUUGAUUUUUCAAGCAACGAUCGUAAAACAGCGUGACAAGCAAACCAUUGUUCAGACAAAAUGUAAUACUUGUUGUGACCACGUUCGAAAUAAACGCAAAAUCCUUUUUCAAA